Molecule: messenger RNA, 435 nt
Organism: Leptinotarsa decemlineata (Colorado potato beetle)
Lineage: Eukaryota; Metazoa; Arthropoda; Insecta; Coleoptera; Chrysomelidae
Source: RefSeq, a predicted model, not a curated record
AUGAGACCACCUACUUCAGUUGGAGAAGAGAACGAGGAGAUAUUGGUUACUCGUGUUGAAACAAUGCAAGCUGAAGGCUUUCCUUUAACGAUGGAUGGCGUGAGGAAAAUAGCUCACGAUAUAGUCAAACAGUUGAAAUUGAAGGAUAGGUUCAACAAAGAAAAUCAGAAAGCAGGAUAUGACUGGUUGCAAAUGUUUUUGAGCAGAAAUUCUGAUAAUAUACUAAUGAAGUCAGAAGGAGUUUCUAUGGCUAGAGUCAACGCCAUGAAUAGAUCAGGAGUUAAUGCAUAUUUUCAACUGCUUAAAAGCAUCCUUAACCUGGAUGGAUCUGGUCUACAGUUGAACAGUCAUCGGGAACACGUGCUUGUUGAAAAAGGUUCUAAAGCGAUUUCCACAGUAACCUCAACUGAAAAGGGGGGAAGCAAUAACCAUUAG